Puccinia graminis f. sp. tritici CRL 75-36-700-3 is the source of this 496-nucleotide messenger RNA. RefSeq lists its product as uncharacterized. Bases 131 to 496 code for a protein of 121 amino acids. NCBI's taxonomy places the organism in Eukaryota, Fungi, Basidiomycota, Pucciniomycetes, Pucciniales, Pucciniaceae. The record is from RefSeq and is a predicted model, not a curated record. The transcript is spliced from 2 exons.
CAGACUUGGACUCGACUCUCGACUUGAUUUGGGUCGGCAUUACAGUGCAUACAUCUUCUUUUGACGAUUCAUUCUUCCUUUGACCCCAUUCACGCUCAGCGCUGCAACGCCCCAACGCCCCAACGAAGCGAUGAUGGAUGGUGAAACUAGCCCGAAUGAAUCGAUUGACCUGAUUGGCGAGCAGCUGAAGAACUUGGUCAAUAGAUACAACGAGAGAGACCUUUGUGUUGCCUCGCCUGCGGGACUCUUUUCUCUAGAAGGAACGACUUGGACCUAUGACCGUGCCAGAUAUAGAAAACGGGAAGCUCUGUCAACCGAUGAAAUCGAUGAUCGAAAAGCGCUCCUGUUCCAAUUGCAAACCUCCGUCCUGCCCUCCUUAAAACAGCAACUGGCCGAUCUGUUGAAAGCAUUAGACCUAGCCGACCUGCCGAAAGACCCCAGGCCAAAACUGGUUGAUAUUCUAGAGACCAUAUCCCGACUCGGCCAGACCAUUUGA